Molecule: messenger RNA, 870 nt
Organism: Trypanosoma theileri
Lineage: Eukaryota; Euglenozoa; Kinetoplastea; Trypanosomatida; Trypanosomatidae
Exons: 1
Coding region: 1-870 (289 amino acids)
Source: RefSeq, a predicted model, not a curated record
AUGAUGAUGAUGAUUCGCCGUGUGAUGUGUGUGUUGGCCGUUGUGUUGUGCUGCGCCUGUGGAAGUACUGUGACCUCUGCUGCUACUAAUGGACAGCCAAAGGCGGUGACUGCUUCGGGCCAGGAGAAUAGUGAAGAUGACGUAUUCGUUUUUCAUGAUAAAGCUAACUUACCUAAAGGGUAUAAUUGGAACACUGAUUGGCAUUGGAAUGUAACUCUACAAGAACAGAAGGUGCGAGCGGUGUGUAAGGAGAAUGCUUCUGCUGUUAUUGCUGGAAAAAAUUGUUCGGAGUGGUUAAAAUCUCUGGAUAAACCUUCAUCAACAAUUUCGGGUGAAGAUAGUCACCCCGGUGGAGGAAGCGGUGAUGGCUCUGAAUUACAAGAUGCUCACGUGAAGGAAGGAAGUCAAGAACGUGGACCAGAAUCAUCAGAAGAUCCUGAUGGUGCUCCUGAAGUUAAAGGAAAGAAACCAGGAACAGAAAGUAGAGCAACAGGAACAGUUACCAGCACGCCAAUCCAUACUCCGGGGACUCCUGCAGGUACACAAGGUGAUCAAGUAGAAUCGAGCAGCACAGGGGAUAACGGUACACCUGCCGACUCUAAUCCUAACCAGCGAUCUCGUGCAAAUGUUGAUGGGCCUGCUGCACCAGAAUCACAAGAAACCAAUUCAACUACUCAGCCAAGCACUGAGAACACCACCACAGAAGCACCAACUCCCACUCCAUCAUCUGUACCCAACGCAGAGAUCAACAACAUCACUUCCAAUGUAGAGAACAAGGCCAAUGUUGACAGCAGUAUCAGUCCUGUGUGGAUGCGCACUGCAGCACCGCUGCUGAUUGUAGCUGUGUUGGUCUCCGUUGCCGUGUACUGA